Messenger RNA from Colletotrichum scovillei, 2268 nucleotides. RefSeq names its product MIF4G domain-containing protein. Gene Ontology annotation, cellular component: catalytic step 2 spliceosome. The coding region runs from base 1 to 2268 and encodes 755 amino acids. Gene Ontology annotation, molecular function: RNA binding; protein binding. Gene Ontology annotation, biological process: mRNA splicing, via spliceosome. The transcript is spliced from 4 exons. The record is from RefSeq and is a predicted model, not a curated record. Lineage: Eukaryota; Fungi; Ascomycota; Sordariomycetes; Glomerellales; Glomerellaceae.
AUGGCAUCGGCAGACGUUGGCUCCCCGAGCUUCGAGCGCCGCGAACGCGAUGGCGAAAUGGAAAACGACCGCGACGGCGGCGACCGUCGACACCACCGCGAUAACCGCGACAACGAUCGCCCCCGCAAUCGAGACCGCGAUCGCACCGAUAGCUACCGCCCGGCUCCCAAAGAACAACGACGCCCGACGCCGCCCAUGAAGACGGAGGAGGAGAAGCAGGCCAUCGCAAAGGCCGAGUACGAGAAGCUGCUGUCCAUGCGGUCCGGAGGCACCUACAUACCACCCGCGCGACUGAGGGCGCUGCAAGCCCAGAUCACCGAUAAGAGCUCCAAGGAAUACCAGAGGCUGAUGUGGGAGGCGCUGAAGAAGAGCAUCAAUGGUCUGAUCAACAAGGUCAACUAUUCCAACAUCAAGCACAUUGUUCCCGAGCUCUUUGGCGAGAACCUGAUCAAGGGCCGCGGCUUGUUCUGUCGAUCCAUCAUGAAGGCGCAGGCGGCUUCUCUACCCUUUACGCCCGUCUUCGCCGCCAUGGUGGCCAUUGUCAACACGAAGCUGCCUGCCGUCGGCGAGCUCCUGGUCAAGCGCCUCAUCAUGUCCUUCCGUAAAGGUUUCAAGCGCAGCGACAAGGCUGUCUGCGUUUCGUCCACAACAUUCCUGGCGCAUCUUGUCAACCACCAGGUUGCUCACGAGCGACUCGCUGGCCAGAUGCUCCUUCUUCUCCUUCACAAGCCGACGGACGACAGCGUCGAGAUCGCCGUCAACUUCAUGCGCGAAGUUGGACAACACUUGCAGGAUAUGCAGCCCGCAAUCGCCCUUGCGGUCUGGGAUCAGCUGAGGAAUGUGCUGCACGAGGCGGAUAUCGACAAGCGUGUGCAGUACAUGAUUGAGGUGUUAUUCCAGGUUCGCAAGGACAACUUCAAGGACAACCCGCCCAUCAAGGAGGAACUCGACUUGGUUGAGGAGGAGGAUCAAAUCACGCACAUGGUCGACCUGGACGGUGAAAUCGACGUACAGGAUGGCCUCAACAUCUUCAAGUACGACGCGGAGUGGGAGGAGCAUGAGGAGGCGUACAAGAAGCUCAAGGCCGAGAUCUUGGGCGAGGGCAGCGACUACGAUGACGACGAUGACGAUGAAGAUGAGAGUUCCGAGGAGGAGGACGACGAAGAGGAGAAGGCCAUGGAGAUCAAGGACCAGUCCAACACCGAUUUGGUCAAUCUGCGCCGUACCAUUUACCUGACGGUCAUGUCGUCCAUCGACCCCGAAGAAGCAGUGCACAAGCUUUUGCGGGUAAACCUCCCGGCUGGCCAAGAAGCGGAGCUGCCCUCGAUGAUUGUCGAGAUUUGCUCCCAGGAAAAGACCUUUUCAAAGUUUCACGGUCUGAUUGGAGAGCGUUUCGCCAAGCUUAACAGGUUAUGGACCGGUCUCUUUGAAGAAUCCUUUGCCGACUACUACAGCAAGAUCCACCGAUACGAGACCAACAGGCUUCGCAACGUUGCGCGCUUCUUUGCGCAUUUGCUCGCGACCGAUGCUAUUGGCUGGCACGUACUCUCCGUUAUUCACCUCAAUGAGGAAGAGACAACGAGUAGUUCCAGAAUUUUCAUCAAGAUCCUCUUCCAGGACAUAUCUGAGGAGCUUGGUAUGGCAAAACUGCAAGCUCGGAUGAAGGACGAGAUCCUCCAACCCAGCUUCACCGGCCUGUUCCCGCGCGACAACCCACGAAAUAUUCGCUUCUCCAUCAACUACUUUACCAGUAUUGGCAUGGGUGCUCUCACAGAGGCUUCUCGCGAGUACCUCCAGAACAUGCCCAAGCCAGCAUUACCUGCACCACCGGCUGAUGAUUCCGACUCGGAGUCGGUGUCUAGCUACUCUUCGUACACGGGCUCCUCAUACUCCCGCUCUCGAUCAAGGUCGAGGACGCCUCGACGCGCCAUUGAUCGCAAGCAUGCCGACUCCAGAUCUCCUUCGCCCCGCGGACGGGGCCGCUCGUACAGUCGAGGUCGCAGCUCUAGCAGGGACGCCGCGACGACUCGUACUCGGCGAGUCCUCCGAGAAGACGCGGUCGUUCUGCCAGCUACUCCAGAUCUCCUUCUCCGGCCCGAAAUGGUCCUAGGGACCGUAAUCUCCUUCCCCAAGGAGAGGACGUUCUAUUUCGCGCUCUGUCACCCCUCCGCCUACACGAGGCGUACCUGUCCGCGGUCCCAGGCGGAACAGUUCAUCUGUGAGCAGCGCGCCGCGGAAACGCGCCCGCUACGACAGUCGUUCUCCUAG